This is a messenger RNA of Synchytrium microbalum, 2664 nucleotides long. RefSeq lists its product as uncharacterized. The coding region runs from base 1 to 2664 and encodes 887 amino acids. Gene Ontology annotation, molecular function: ATP-dependent protein folding chaperone; ATP binding. The record is from RefSeq and is a predicted model, not a curated record. The transcript has 12 exons. Gene Ontology annotation, biological process: cellular response to hypoxia; endoplasmic reticulum unfolded protein response; negative regulation of hypoxia-induced intrinsic apoptotic signaling pathway. NCBI's taxonomy places the organism in Eukaryota, Fungi, Chytridiomycota, Chytridiomycetes, Synchytriales, Synchytriaceae. Gene Ontology annotation, cellular component: endoplasmic reticulum chaperone complex.
AUGAGGUUGUUUGUAUAUAUCAUCACGUGGAUAAUUGCUAUAUAUAGCAUACAGAUCAAUGCAUCGGUAGUAGGGAUCGACUAUGGCCUGGAAUGGUUUAAAGUGUCGAUCGUCAAGCCAGGAGUUCCUCUUGAAAUUGUAUUGAACAAGGAAUCAAAGAGGAAGACCCAGUCCAUUGUCACUCUACGCAACCAUGUCAGAUCCUUCUCUACUGAUGCUGUCAAUGCUGGUACCAGAUACCCACAAGACACAUAUCUGUCCCUCAAAAACCUCCUCGGCAGAAAAUAUCACGACAAACAGGCUACCGAAUACCGUGACAGCUACCCAAACAGACUACUACCACACCCUCAUAGAGAAUCAUGCUCCUUCAAGGCGGACGACGGCGACAUAUACACUACCGAGGAACUAGUCGCCAUGCAACUCGCAUACGCCAAAAGCCUGGCUCAGGACUAUGGUGCUGAAGCUGUAUCUGGUGCUGUCAUUACGGUGCCGCCUUAUUUCAACCAUUUCGAGAGGCAGGCUAUAUUGGAUGCCGCCGAGAUUGCUGGUCUGCGUGUGUACUCGCUCAUGAAUGAUGCUACCGCCAUCGCACUGAAUUACGCAAUGACGCGAACAUUCGCAACCCCCCAAUACCACAUCAUAUACGACAUGGGUGCUGGCUCAACCGCUGCGUCGCUAGUCCACUUCCAAGACACAUCCAUAAAAGACGGAAACCUAUUCCGCAACAAGACAGUCCCUCAAAUAACCAUAAAAGCUACUGGCUCAGACCACACUCUCGGUGGAUCCAUCCUCGACUCUCGUCUCCUAAACCGAUUCAUCACCCACUUCCAAAAGGAAAAGUCACUUGAUGCGAGAGAAUCGCCUAGAGCAAUGGCUAAAUUGUUAAAGGAAGCCAGUCGGGUUAAACAGGUGCUGUCUGCCAAUAAUCAGGUUAUGGCUUCUGUGGAAGGGUUGAUGAAUGAUGUGGAUUUCAAAAUGGUGGUGAUGAGAAGUGAUUUGGAAGAGGAUUGUAAGGAUGUGUUUGGGAGGGUUACGGCACCUAUUGCCCAGGUUUUGGAUGAAGCGAAACUAACCUUGGCUGAUAUCACAUCAGUCAUUUUACAUGGUGGUGGAUCUCGUAUUCCUGCUAUUCAAAAUGCUCUACGUGAAUAUCUUGGAGAGUCCAUGAUCGCUCAGAAUGUCAACAUGGAUGAAGCAGCUGUCAUGGGUGCUGGUCUACGAGCAGCCGCUCUCAGCAAACAAUUCAAAGUCCGUGAAAUUGGAAUCAAGGACGUCAAUGAGUUUCCUAUUAAUAUUGUUUAUGAGGCGGAGAGCAAAGAUGCAUCCCCUCCAAGAAGUCUUAAAAUGACACUGUUUCCUGAGAAUGGAGCUAUGGGUGCUAAAAAGCUCAUGAAUUUUCAGAGAAAGAGUGAUUUUUCAUUUGAUCUAUCCUACUCCAACGAGUCGGUGGUAAUCCUACGAGCCCAAGUAAAAGGCUUAACCAGUGCAAUAAAUGGUGCCAAGACACCAUUAUUGUCAUCGAAAGUCAAGGCAACCGUUGAAUUAGCAGAUGCUGGAACGCUGCAUGUUAGAGAUGCUUCUGUAUUCUUGGAGGUUGAAAAGAAUGCUACUGCUUCAAAUAUAUUUGAUAAAGUAACCAGCUUCUUUGGUGGAAAGAAAUCUGAUAAUGAGACUGAUAAGGAUGGUGGUGAAGAUCAGGCCAAAGAGGAAGUGGGAGAUUCGUCGACAGAAUCCAAUGCUACGACUUCUGCAUCAACAAAGACGACUAGUACUGCUGCCGCUGCUGCAUCGGCAAAGGAAACCUCAUCCGUUGAGCAGGUGAAGCUUGAUGUAACCGUCGAGUAUCCAGUGUUUCCGCCAUUGCAAGAGUCCGUGAAAGCGACUGCUAAGAAACGAUUGUCUAAAAUGGAUGCAGAAGACAAGGGCCGACUAGCACGAGAAGAAGCUCGCAACACACUGGAAGCCUUCAUAUACUCUGCCCGUGAUUUCCUCCAAGACACCGGUAUCCAUUCAAUCAGCACAGAAGCCCAACGCUCUGCUUUCGAAUCAGCCAUAUCGGAACACCAAUCUUGGCUAUUUGAUUCAGCAGACGAACAACCAACUCACGAAUUCGUAACCAGAUUAGAGGAAUUGCAAAAAAUCAAAACCCCAUUUGUGACACGACGAAAUGAAGUAACUGCCCGUCCUGAAGCUAUAGAAGCCCUCCGAAAGGCCAUAUCAGGCAUCCAGACAUACAUAGAACAAGACCUCAAUACCGAUAAAGAAGGUGCUUCUAAAUGGGAUCGCCUGCUUGAUGGAAUCAAAAAAGUCGAGUCGUGGGUUGAUACCAAGUCAUCAGAACAGGAUCUGAUUAAAUCACACGAAGAUCCUGUAUUAACUAGCAGUGAUAUUGAAGCCAAGGCUAAAGACAUCCAGAGUGAGUUUGUGAAGAUUGUUAGGUUGGCUGCUGCUGCUAAAGCAAAGAAGGCGAGUGCUGCUAGUGCAAGUGCAGCUAGUAGUAAGAGUGCUGCUGCAAGUGCCAGUAAAGCUGCUGCUGCUGCUGCUGAUAAGGCUAAGGCGACACCAUCAGUUGCUGAUGGUGGUGAUGAUGAAAAGAGUGGAGAGGGAGGAGGAGGAGGAGAAGGUGGUGACACACCAGUUGUAAAUGAGAAGGAUGAGCUGUAG